CGUAAGAGUAGACAGUUGACUUCUCUGUUAACUUAACUUCAACAGACCUCGACACAAUGGCAACCAUGGUCGGAGGAUACGGUGCCAUAGCAGACGCCACUAAAGAAACUCAGGAUCUUUGUCAUCAGGUGAAGCACCAGGUGGAGAAAAAGACAGGAGCAAAUUAUGUGGAAUACAAAGCAGUUAAAUACAAGAGUCAAAGUGUGCAAGGAACCAACUUCCUUAUCAAGGUUCAUGUUGGAGGAGCGAACUACAUUCAUCUGACAGUCUUCCAAGCUCUUCCGUGUUACGGAGGAAAGGUUUCUCUGACUAAUGUAAAGGCUCAUCAGACCAAAGACAGCCCCCUCCAACCUUAGAAACUGAGCCCAGAACCAGUCUCACCAGUAAAAUCCUUAAAGGCUGCAGUCUCAUGUUAAAAUCUUCUGCUUCUUUAUUCUGAAAUGAUUUAACAUUGAUUUUGAAUGUAUUAACACUGAGAGAUGAAGAUAUUUGGUGGAAUGCAAUGUCCUUUAUCCCCAAAUAAAUA
Molecule: messenger RNA, 526 nt
Organism: Perca flavescens (yellow perch)
Lineage: Eukaryota; Metazoa; Chordata; Actinopteri; Perciformes; Percidae
Product: cystatin-B-like
Exons: 3
Coding region: 57-356 (99 amino acids)
Cellular component (GO): cytosol
Molecular function (GO): cysteine-type endopeptidase inhibitor activity
Source: RefSeq, a predicted model, not a curated record